AUGUAUCAACAUGAUGCACUCCGGCAAGACCUCCUCUAUCGCCUGCGGUGGAAUGUCUUCGGCCCACUACGUGACAUCAAGGUGGUGGAAAAGCCGAGCGGUGAUAGCGAGGGCGGUACACUCAGUCCAUUACAAGACCAUCCUAUUGCAUCAGAGUUUGUUGGAGUACCGCCUUGUGCCCAAAUCAGACUGGAGAUAACGGAAUGCAUUACGAAACACAAUUUCGAUUAUACAAGUGAGCUGGGGAGCGAUGACGAUGAGGAAGAAGAAGACGAAAAGGAUAGUGAUGAGGACGAGGGUGACGUCGAGCAGGGCUAUCAACCACCUCCACCGCUCAUCAUCAGGAACAGCGACGAUACCCCAAUCACUAUAGAGCAAUUUUUCAAGGACGAGAUUUAUUCGGGCCCGGAAAACAACAACGACGGUCCCUGGCUGACAGACCUUGGGCCGAGGAAAGAAACCGGAAAUAUACCCGAAGGAACAGACAUCUACCUCCAAUCGGCUACGGGCCACAUGUACGAGGACGGGCUUUGGGUCCAAGUAAGCCUUCUCGUCGAUGGAGACUAUGGCCUCACGAAAGAGGCGCUGUGGUCUUUCCAAGCAAAAGCCUACAUUCCAUCACUACCCCCUACCCAUGUUCCCCACAGCACUGAACCGAAUCCUUUAAAUCCCAGCGUUUGA
Messenger RNA from Dothidotthia symphoricarpi CBS 119687, 681 nucleotides. RefSeq lists its product as uncharacterized. The record is from RefSeq and is a predicted model, not a curated record. NCBI's taxonomy places the organism in Eukaryota, Fungi, Ascomycota, Dothideomycetes, Pleosporales, Dothidotthiaceae. The transcript has 2 exons. The coding region runs from base 1 to 681 and encodes 226 amino acids.